UCUUUUCGGCAGAAGGGUGCUCGGUAGGCCUGUCAUUGGGCCUGUCGGGCCGCUGGGAUUUCUUCAGUGAUAAAAAAAGGGAAACAGUUGAGGCGGAGCUGCCGUGUAUCUCCCUGGAGGAAACUCCGUGAACUAGCGGCGGGGAUCUCUCUGUCCCUCCCCUCGCCGUCUCUGGCUUUCCGCGCCGGCGGCGGCCCCCUCCUCUUCUUCUGUCGGUCCAGCUACAAAAGAGUCGCCGCCGCCCGACAGAUGAGUCCAGCCCACCACAUCUCAAGCAAACCAUGUAACCACCUGACAACCGUCUCCUUCGCCCAUUGCUGAGGAGGAAGCUGGUGCUGCACAUCACAUGUUUGUUGAAGGAGGAGCCGAGGAGGUGCACGCCUGGAGCGGCAGAGGAGCGGAGCGGACGCCUUAAUGCGGCUGCCCCGAACCGAGGUCUACCUUUACCCCCUGGCCUCCUGUAGCUUGUUUUGUAGCUAUACAGAGUCCAGUCCACCAUGGUCUCAACCAAACAUUCACCGUUCCAUUUGCUCAACGUGGGGGGUAGCUGUUGUUGCACAUCACGUGUUUGUUCUAACGCCUUGCCCUUGUUCUUGGUUGAAAUCAAGGAUGGUUGCUUGACAACGUCAGAUUAACAUUAGCUCCGUCUGUCAUCCCCUCGAGCAUUUUGUUUCCAUCGGUCAAGAGAUGGGAGAUCUACUCCUCUGGUGUUGCUGCUGCACAUCACAGCUUGUUUUAAAAAAUAAUGCCCUGCCUUUGUUCUUGGUAAAAAUCAAGGAUUGCUUAACGACGCCUAGUACUUCUUGUUAGCAUUAGUUCAGCUAUGGGAGAUAGACUGAAACCCUCUUCUGUGGACCUCUAAAUAACUGAAAGAGUUCAGUAGAGUUGUGUGGCCAGGUCACUCUGUAGUCUUGACCGAUCUGCAGUAAAUGCGUAUCAGGACCUCAACUGAACCGAAAAUUGGUCUCGAGUUAGCAGUAGCAGCACAACCUAGCAAGAUAGCAAUUGCUGAUGGAUCAACUUCAUGCACCAGUCUUUGCACGCCUUUUUCUUUCCCUGUCUUUGUCAAAGUUACCGUGUCAUAUGCACUUAUUGUUCUACUACUGAGUGGUGUUGGUCUGUGACGGAGAUUACAGUCAAGUCAACACCAAGUCAAGUAAUGGUCCCAAAAAGACAGCACCAAACCCACUAGUCAAGUGUCCUAGUUUACUUUGGGAGACACAUAUAGCACAGGGAAUUCGGACAAGAUGCACUGCAUUCGACAUGGCACCUGCAACAACUCUCUUCUCCCUUUCCCCACAUGGCAUCCUCGUUCUCUUCACCCAUCUUCUUGUCUUCAUGUCGUCCAGCACCGUCGCACAAUCGAUCAGCGGGUCCGAGGUCGACCGGCAGGCCCUCCUCUCCUUCAAGUCCGGCAUCUCUAGCGACCCAAACGGCAUCCUGCGAUCAUGGCGCAGCAGCUCCCUCAACUUCUGCAGCUGGAGAGCUGUCACCUGCGGUAUUACUCUUCCAACUCAUGUGGUCUCGCUGAACUUGUACUAUGCAAAGCUCAGUGGUCAGUUAUCUCCUUGGAUAGCUAACCUUACGUCACUAGAACAGGUAGACCUUUCAGAAAAUCUCUCCUCUGGAGGCAUUCCAGAGGAGUUAGGCACACUCCCACAGCUACAGACUAUGGUCCUUUCAGCGAACAACCUUGAAGGUAUCAUUCCUAGAUCACUAGGCACUAGUAGAUCCCUUACGGGUGUUGAUCUCUCAUUUAACCUGCUCGUCGGCCCUAUCCCAGAUUUCCAUAGGUCCCCAGCCCUCCAAGAAUUGUCACUGUCAGAAAACAACCUUGCAGGUAUCAUUCCUAGAUCAUUAUUCACCAGUAGAUCUCUUAAACUUGUCGAUCUCUCAUCAAACCACCUUACCGGCCCAAUUCCAGAGUUCGAUAGGAUGUCAGCCCUUGAAUCUCUUGAUCUUUCAAAAAACAACCUCACUGGCAAUAUUCCAGAGUUCCAUAAGAUUUCAACCCUUGAAUUUCUUGAUCUUUCAAAGAACAACCUUUCUGGAAGCAUACCUUCAUCACUGGGAAAUGUUUCUUCUCUCACAGAUAUAUUGCUUGACACAAACAGCUUGUCAGGUUCAGUUCCAGAGACUUUGAGCCUUAUUCAGAGCCUUAGAGCGCUGAGGUUAACUAACAACUACCUGUCGGGGCAUGUCUCCGCCAAACUCUGUAACAUGUCAUCACUCGAUUCUCUUGAAUUAGGCCAGAAUAACCUUACUGGACAAGUACCAUCUUGCAUCGGAAACACGAACCUUGGAGUGCUGUCCAUGUCGGGUAACAAAUUCGAGGGAUUAAUUCCAUCAUCACUAGCAAAUGCAUCGAACCUCCAAGAGAUUAAUCUUGGAUACAACUUACUAAAUGGACGAAUCCCAUCUCUAGGAAAUUUACUUCACUUACAGCUACUAAUUCUUGAAAAUAACUUCCUAGAAGCUGAAGGUUGGGAAUUCCUUGCCUCUCUCGCAAAUUGUUCGCUGUUAGAAACGUUGGAAAUGAAUGGGAAUGUCCUGAAUGGAAGUCUCCCUAGGUCUGUUGGGAAUCUUUCUGCAAGUUUACAACGUAUAAAUGUUGGAAACAAUCAAAUUGUCGGCACAAUACCAAUUGAGAUUUUUAACCUUGCAAGUCUCCAAAUGCUUGCUAUGGACCAAAACUUGCUUUCAGGGGUUAUUCCUUCUGUUGUCGGGAACCUAGAUCAGCUAGUUGUCCUAACCCUAUCAGGGAACAAAUUUUCUGGCCAGAUCCCACAUACAAUAGGUAAUCUUUCUCGACUGAGCAAGCUUUCUCUAGACAACAACAACUUGAGUGGGAACAUCCCAGCAAGUUUAGGAAAUUGCAAGCAACUGGCUGUGUUAAACUUAUCUUUUAACAGACUUCAAGGACCAAUACCAAGUGAACUGACCAGUAGCACUACCCUCCUCAGUUUUGAUUUAUCAAACAACAACCUUACAGGAUCAAUACUGGUACAAAUUGGUGCUUUGCUUCAACUUCUCCAACUUGAUAUUUCCUUCAACAAAUUGUCUGGUCAAGUUCCAUAUUCACUUGGCCGAUGCGUCCAACUAUCUUCUCUCAGAUUGAAAAGUAACAUGCUUAAUGGAAGCAUACCUGAGUCUUUCAGUGACCUGAAGUCCGUAGAUCAGAUCGAUCUUUCCAAAAAUGACCUUGCUGGACGAAUUCCAGAGUUCUUUGCAAACAUGCAGUUUUUGCAUCAACUUGAUCUGUCUACCAACUACUUUGAAGGGCCGAUUCCAACCGGUGGCAUCUUUCAGAAUCAUACUGCAGCAAUCUUGGAUGGCAAAGCGGGGUUGUGUGCAAGUGCACCCGCUACCUUGCAUCAGUUCCCAGUUUGUACUGUUAAGAGCAAGAAGAAAGCACUCUUAUUGGUAAAAUUAAUUCCUCCAACUGCUAUUGCGUUGAUCUCUUUCAUAUGCUUUGUGGUCACUAUUCUGAAGAGAAGGCAAGCACAAGCAGCACCAUGCUACAAGGAGACAAUGAAGAGGGUUUCAUAUGGUGACAUCGUUAAAGCUACCAAUUGGUUCUCUCCAGUUAACAAGAUCAGCUCAGGCCGAACCGGUUCGAUCUACAUUGGAAGGUUUCAGUUUAACACGGAUCUGGUCGCCGUUAAGUUAUUCCAUCUCGAGGAGAAUGGUGCGCGCGACAGCUUCGUUACCGAGUGCGAGGUGCUGCGAAAUACCCGCCAUCGCAAUCUUGUCAAAGCUGUCACUGUAUGCUCGACAAUGGACCUAGAGAACAAUGAAUUCAAAGCUAUAGUUUUCGACUUCAUGGCCAACGGAAGCCUGGACAUGUGGGUCCAUCCGAAGCUACAUCACAAUAGCCCCAAGAGAGUACUGAGCUUGGGCCAGAGGUUAAGAAUAGCGAUGGACGUCGCGUUGGCUCUGGAUUAUAUGCACAACCAGUUGACGCCUCCUCUAGUCCACUGUGAUCUGAAGCCAGGCAAUGUUCUUUUGGACUACGACAUGACCGCGAGAGUUGGUGAUUUUGGGUCAGCGAGGUUUCUCUCUUCAGUUCCUGGUAGCCCAGAAGACUUGGUUGGUGUGGAAGGAACAAUUGGAUACAUCGCACCUGAGUAUUGUAUGGGAUACAAAGUCUCGCCAGGAUAUGAUGUAUAUGCUUUUGGAAUCCUCAUUCUAGAAAUGCUCACAGGAAGGCGACCGAUGGAUGCAAUAUUCACAGAUGGCCUGAGCCUGCACAAGCUUGUGAGCUCAGCAUUUCCAGGAAGACUUGGAGAGGUUUUAGAUCCCCAUUUGUCCCACGGUUACAGGCAUCCAUGUGACAGAGUGUUUAUGAGGAGAUAUAUGGUACCCUUGAUUGAAGUUGGCCUCCUGUGUUCCAUGGAAUCGCCUAAAGAUCGUCCUGGAAUGGGAGAAGUUUGUGCCAGAAUUUUGUCUCUCAAAGAGGAAUUCUUUGAGUUCUGCUGAUUAACUUGCGGAUCUACAAGUUCUUGAAUAAGAGUAUACGGUGUGAAUAUCUUUGCUGUAAAAAUUGGUUCUACAGAUCACAUUUUAGUGUGGGGAAAUCGUUAGAACUCUAGUUAUUGAAACAUUGAAUUCCUCGAAAGAGUACAUGUUCAGUACUGAAGCUCCCUAUGUUGGAAAACCAGUAUUUGUAUUUAUUUACACAAGAUAUGCCAUAUUGCACUACAUAUGUGCAUAUUCAGCAUAUUCAGAGAGGUAUAUUGCACUACAUAUGUGCAUAUUCAGAGAAGUA
Aegilops tauschii subsp. strangulata is the source of this 4768-nucleotide messenger RNA. RefSeq lists its product as uncharacterized. Gene Ontology annotation, biological process: protein phosphorylation. The record is from RefSeq and is a predicted model, not a curated record. Gene Ontology annotation, molecular function: protein kinase activity; protein binding; ATP binding. NCBI's taxonomy places the organism in Eukaryota, Viridiplantae, Streptophyta, Magnoliopsida, Poales, Poaceae.